Molecule: messenger RNA, 879 nt
Organism: Fusarium coffeatum
Lineage: Eukaryota; Fungi; Ascomycota; Sordariomycetes; Hypocreales; Nectriaceae
Exons: 2
Coding region: 1-879 (292 amino acids)
Source: RefSeq, a predicted model, not a curated record
AUGUCUUUCAAGUCUCUCAUUCUCCCAGCGCUCUUCGCUCUUGGCAAGGCAGCUGAUGAUGUCCAAUACGAAACUCGUACUGCUACCAUCACCCAAUGCUUCACUCGUGAUGGUCUAGCUCCCGCACCCGUUGUCACUGGUGCGAUGGCUACUGUUCACAAACCAGGUAUCACGGGAGGAGCCAUCAUCGUUGAAGUUGACGCUCCUAACUGCGAGUCCUGCGGUUGUCCUACUUGCGUCCAGACCGUUGCAUACACUACUUCCUUCCAGUGUUUCUGCGAUACUGGUCUUUGUGAUCAAGAGUAUGUCAUCACGGAAAGAUACAAGGGUAUGGAAGCCAAGCCGACCAUGGACUCGCAAUCUAUUCCGUUUGGAUUCACGUGUGAUGUUCAGACCUGUACUACCUGCGGUCCUGAGCCUGUCACUGCGACUAUCACGCACCCUGUGACCAAUCGUCCUUACGACAACAAUGUUGCUCACCCGACUGCCAUGCCCCCUGCUGGCAAGCCUAGCAAGGGUGACAAUCAUGACAACGGCUCCGACUACGACAGCGAGCCCUUGGAAGACGGCGACGGUUCCAAGCCUGACAGCGACUAUAAGUCUGAUAGCAACGACAAGCCUGAGAACAAACCUGGCUAUCCUGAUGAGCCUGCUCCUGCCAAGAAGCCCGAAGGAGAACCCAUGCCGGCUCCCAUGCCCAAGCCUAAUGAGAACGACGGAUUCCACUCAGCUGUCAAGCCAACCUCCACAGCUGAUGUGGACAACCCUUAUCCCGAUGCUGGAGGUGAACACCCUGUCGUUGUAUCGGGAGCUGCAGGCCGAGCCUUGGGAGUUGUUGGUGCAGGUGUUGCUGCUUUUGCUCUUCUGUUUUCCCUUUGA